AGUUCACAAGGAAUGGAAGGGAGGUAAUGAUUUUCGGAGCGAUGAGGAAUUUCGAUUACGGGAGUGACGAAGCGGUUCAAGAGUCGAAGAAGGGUGGAGAACGCGAUGCUUCUGUGAGUUUGUCAUCGCCGGAGAGAUCGAGGAUUCGUAAAAGCGUUGAAGGGAUAUCGAUGUUGGCAUCUACAGAGGUGUCGAAGGCGUCGAAGACAAGGCGGGGAACUUCAUAUGGGUCGCCUGCGUCAUCUCCGGAGAAGACCACGAGGAGGGGAACUUCAUAUGGGUCGCCAUCUCCGGUGAAGGCCACGAGGCGUGGUUCAACUCUGUCUCCUAGAGUUUCGAAGAAGCAGAAGGUAAAUGUGGCUCCUUCUGGUGAUGACAGAGAGGAAUGGCCAGAGACUGAGAUGUUGGCAUCAACAGUUGCGAAGAAGACAAGGCGGGGAACUUCAUAUGGCGGGUCGCCUGUGUCUCCUAGACAAUCGAAGAAGCAGAAGGUAAACUCGGAGAGGAGUCUAGGUGAUGAUGGUGAUGACAGAGAAGAAUUUCUCCAGAUUGAGGAAUUUGGGGAUAUAGGUGAUGAUGGUAGGGAAGAUGAGAACGGUAUUGCUGGCAUUGAGGAAGUUGGUUGUACAGAUUUGAGUCUUUAUUUUGGUGAUAAAGCAAAAAAUGAUGACUGUGAGGUUGAUGAAGACGAAGGCGAUGAUGAUGCAUGGGAUGAUGAUAAAAUCCCUGAUCCUGUGUCAUCAGAUGAUGAGAAUGAAGAGGAGAUGAGACCUGCGCAAGCUUACAGAGAAGACACUGAUCCAGAGGAGCUCCUUCAGCUAGGCAAGACAUUUUCAGAUGCUGAGGACUUCAAACAUGCUUGUCUGAGGUAUACCCUGAAAACCAGAUACAACAUCAAGUACUACAGAUCCAGUAGCUUGAAGAUGGGUGCAAAAUGUGCCGCUGAGAUGAGAGAUGAUGAAGCUCCUUGUCCCUGGAUGGUCUACUGUUCGUAUGAUAGGAGGAAACAGAAGUUGAUGGUAAAAGCAUACGUCAAUGACCAUAAGUGUGAGAGGACAGGGUAUUCCAAGAUACUUAAGAGGUCAGCAAUUGCAAGUCUAUUUGCUGAGAGGUUAAGGCUGAAUCCUAAGCUCACGGCAAAGGAGAUACAGGCUGAGAUAUUGAGGGAGUAUAAGAUGGAAGUUUUAGAAAACUCAUGCAUUAAGGCCAAGACGAAGGUGAUGAAAGAAAGGAGAAAGACCCAUGAAGAGCAUUUUGAUAAAAUCUGGGAUUACCAAGCAGAGAUAUUGAGGAGCAAUCCUGGAUCAACCAUGGAAAUUGAAACCAUACCAGGAGCCACGGUUGGAAGCAAGCAGCGGUUCUAUAGACUCUACAUGUGUUUCCAAGCACAAAAGGAAGCAUGGAAGAAGACUUGUAGGCCUGUUAUUGGCUUAGAUGGAGCCUUUUUGAAAUGGGACAUCAAGGGACAGUUGUUGGCUGCGGUUGGAAGAGAUGGAGACAAUAGGAUUGUCCCUAUUGCUUGGGCUCCUUUCUACACAACCUCUAAGUGGCGUGAAACCUACAGUUUUGGGAUCAGACCUGUAAAUGGGAUGAUAGAGUGGCCUCGGACCAAUAGAUUAGGUGUGAUUCCACCACCUAAUCGAAAUGGCAAGCCUGGUAGGCCUAAAAACCAUGAUCGAAAGAAGGGAACCAAUGAGACAGUGUCUACUACCAAGCUGAGUCGUGCGAACAGGGUAAUGACCUGCUCUAAUUGCAAAGAAGAAGGGCACUACAAGAAUACAUGUCGGAAGGCUUUUGUUGAGAGUCCACCUAAGAAACCAAGAGGCAGACCAAGGAAAUAUCAGGGACUACACUUUGGCGAGUCACAAGCUCAAUCCUCAGAAGCUCAAACCUCACAAAAUCAAUCCUCACAAGCUCAAGCAUCAGCAUGGGAAGUUCCUCAAUCUUCAGAAGGUCAAUCCUCACAAGCUCAAUCAUCACGAUGGGAAGUUCCUCAAUCCUCACAAGCUGAAGCAUCACAGACAGCAGCGUGGGGAAGAUGGUUUUUUUAGAUGCUUGUGUGUUGUUUAUGAUGGUCUCUGUCUGAAUGCUUUCGUUGUGUGUUGUUUAUUUUCGUUGUGUGUUGUUUAUGAUAGCGUCUCUGUCUGAAUGCUUUUAGAACUAGAACUACCUUUUUCUUUCUUUUCUUCCUGCUGUUUUAAUUUGAAACUGUCG
Brassica napus (rape) is the source of this 2214-nucleotide messenger RNA. RefSeq lists its product as uncharacterized. Bases 27 to 2051 code for a protein of 674 amino acids. The record is from RefSeq and is a predicted model, not a curated record. The transcript has 2 exons. Lineage: Eukaryota; Viridiplantae; Streptophyta; Magnoliopsida; Brassicales; Brassicaceae.